AUGGUUUGCGCAAAUUUCAACAAUGCGAUUGUCCUGUUCGUUAUUUCUACACUCGCCUUUCUCUCUGUCGCUCAGAGCUUGUCUCCGAUUCCUUCACCGGAGUCUGUAGCAACCACUUUGCAUUUCUCGAGUGGAUCCACGGAUUCUCAGCCUACCAAACCAUCUAGAACACUAAUCACCAGUCUGGUCAUUAUUACAGGUGGAUUUGAGCCCACUGUCACCCUCACAAUUGUGGCUCCUGCACCAACCUCCACCGUCUCCUACACUUCGACUUCAAUUUCUACCUCUAUUUUGACUUCCACCUCGGCUCCUAACCCUGUCUCAAGCUUAAAUUCCACCACCGUCACUGCAGCUUCAUCUUCAGCUUCCGUCUCGAAUUCGGUUCCUAUUACUGGCUCUAGCUCAACUUCCACCCCAGCCACAGGUACACAGACUAAGAGUAAGGAUCUCACAGCCAUUAUGAGUGUUAGCAAUCCCAGCAACAACUCGAGUCCAACUCAGAGCUCGGGACUAAAAAGCAUGGAUUCAGGUUGCUUUUUGGUAGUGGUUACAAUUGCUUUGGGAUUGCUCGUCAUUCUCGAAUUCUUUAUUUAA
Molecule: messenger RNA, 594 nt
Organism: Botrytis fragariae
Lineage: Eukaryota; Fungi; Ascomycota; Leotiomycetes; Helotiales; Sclerotiniaceae
Exons: 2
Coding region: 1-594 (197 amino acids)
Source: RefSeq, a predicted model, not a curated record